AAAAAAAAAAAGGCGUGACACGGCCGCGGCUCUUUAACUUUUAUUUCAUUCGAAGUACUCUCCCUCAGUUCCGGCGCCUUUCAGGAAGUCGUUCGUGCCUGCCGAUCAGCAACAUUCGUCACAUGUAUGAUGGGUUCCUCAGAUGGGAUCGAUCUUUUGCACCUUAAUCAAAGUCUCCAUUCGGAACCGAAACUCGUUUUGAUUUUCAGCGGCAAGCGGAAGUCGGGAAAAGAUUACGUAACGGAUAUCGUCCUUGAUCGGUUAGGAGAAGACGUUUGCGCCGUGAUUCGUCUUUCAGCGCCCCUCAAACGGGCUUACGCUCAGAAACAUGGUCUGGAUCUGGAACAGCUGUUGGGUUGCGGUAUUUACAAGGAGAUCUACCGGGCCGACAUGAUCCGCUGGGGUGAAGCUCAAAGACGCCAAGAUCCCGGAUUCUUCUGCCGGUUGGCGACGGGAGGAGUGUGCCGACCCAUUUGGGUGGUGAGCGACGCGCGUCGGAUGUCAGACCUUCAGUGGUUUUGGGCCAAGUUUCCUCAACAGACCUACUGCGUCCGUGUGGAAAGUCGAGAAGAAACACGCAGGCAGAGGGGGUGGAGCUUCUCCGCGGGCGUGGAUGAUGCAGAGUCCGAGUGUGGCCUGGACGACAGUGUCGAGUUCCAUUGGACAAUCACUAAUGAGGCUGACGCCCCCUCGUUAGAGGACCAGUUGCGGCCAAUUAUAGCGCUUGCGGUGGAAGCGGCGGCAGGCGAUGCCAAUCACUAAUCGAUGGAUAUCAGCAAAGCGGCAAAAGAGAAUACCCGGAGAGUGUUGUGCGGGCGCCAUAUUGUCACGCUGGUUCAUGCUGCAAUAUGACUAAAAGGCCAUCUGUAGGGUUAAUUUCCACAGAAUCCUCACAAUAUAAUUUGGCUAGGAGAUGUUCCUCAGCCAGUUAGCGAGCGAUGAGAAACUCUAUAAUUACCAACGCAGUUUAUGAGAAGUCGUCUAUAAUUACCAAUGCACGGAAAAUUGGGGUGUGUUUUUCAAAUGAUUAAAUAGGUCCUGUAUAACAGAUUUAACACGAAGGCAUACAAGAAUUUUGGUCAUGUUGUGUGGGCCAAUAAAUUCAACCCCUGAACACUACACAAAACGUUUCAAUUAUGUCAUUUAUUUGUGUAACCCUUCUUCACAGCCGUCUCAAAGGGCUUCGGAAAAAGACUUGCUUGGGAAAAUACUGACUGCCGGCUGGGUAAGCCAUUGGCUGACCAAUUGCUUUUUGGUUAGCUACAUUCCAUUCCGCAUCCCAACAUGAAAAUUUUGAUUUUUACUGGCAAAUGUUGAAUAUUUGAGAUUGUUGCACACUGCCCAAACACCGGGGCAAAUUCACAGCUAACA
Messenger RNA from Syngnathoides biaculeatus (alligator pipefish), 1371 nucleotides. RefSeq names its product phosphomevalonate kinase (gene pmvk). The coding region runs from base 127 to 762 and encodes 211 amino acids. Gene Ontology annotation, molecular function: phosphomevalonate kinase activity. The transcript has 5 exons. NCBI's taxonomy places the organism in Eukaryota, Metazoa, Chordata, Actinopteri, Syngnathiformes, Syngnathidae. The record is from RefSeq and is a predicted model, not a curated record. Gene Ontology annotation, biological process: cholesterol biosynthetic process; isopentenyl diphosphate biosynthetic process, mevalonate pathway. Gene Ontology annotation, cellular component: cytoplasm.